AUGCCUCGUCUACGGAUAGCAAGUGCUGCACAGGAAAACUGGAUUCGGGAUGAUAAAAGCGAUCAAAAGGAGUCAAUUGAACAAGAAACAUUGUUACAAGACAUAUCAAUCAAUGAGGAAGAUGAUUAUCCUAUCAAUAAUGAAACGAAACUAUUUACUUUAUCAUACCUACAAGCUUCUCUGUUUGCUUCUGUGGUUGAAGAUAUUAUUACCCAAAUCCGUAUUCUUGUUGAGUGUAACAAUGAACUACGGAUCAUCAAGACAAUGUCAGAUAUGAAGUUACUUCUAGCUCUUAAAUAUAGAGUCGCGCAACCGAAAGUAACAGACGAGCUAGCGUCGAUCGACCCCAAAAAUUUGAAUUGCAAUGAAUACAAGUUGAACAAAUUGGAUGCUGAUAGAAAAUUCUUCAUUAACUCAAUGACUACCAUCUACGUCGACUUGUCACUGCACAAUAGAUAUGAAGCGCUGAAGGAUGCUGUGGAUUCCAUGGUUGGGGUGCUGGAGUAUCGAGUUGCUAUUGCGGAAGAAGAGAUUAAAAAUAAAGGAUUACGUCACGAAUGCAAUAAACAAUUGCGCCAGCAACGCAACCAUAUUAAAUCGGUUAUCUAUGAUACUAAUGCCACAAUAGAAAAGCUGAAGAACAAAGUUGAAGAUGCAACUUUGAAUGCGGAUACUGAAAGUCGCUAUAUCGAAAACUGGCAACGGGCUCGCACCGAACAACAUCUCCAAACUAUACAUGAUUAUGAGGAAAACCCGUCACGAACUAUAGAAUAUUAUAAGCAAAGAACCGACCACGAGCAGAGAGUGCACACUGAAGUGGAGCUGUUGAUCAAUAUUAUCAUAAAUGAAACUCUAGAAAAGGUUGAAGAUUGGAUGAAUAAGUACGAUAAGGAUAUGGAAGGAAUAGAUCUUAAAAUACAAAUUAAGAAAAAUGAAUAUCAAAAUAUGUAUGACCGUCGAGUUAACCUCGAACAGACGAUCGAGAAACAUGACACGUUAAUGAAAGACUGGAUUCACUUCAAAGAAGAACGCGAGAAAGCGAGAUUGUAUCGCGAGAAGAUGACAAAAUCUGCCAUUAUUGUCCAAGCGUGGUGGAGAGGUCUGCUGGUGCGCCGACAAUUGGGGCCUUACAAAGUUGCUAAGAAACCCAAAGGAGCAGGUGGAAAAAAGAAGUAA
This is a messenger RNA of Zerene cesonia (dogface butterfly), 1176 nucleotides long. Its product is annotated as dynein regulatory complex protein 9-like. NCBI's taxonomy places the organism in Eukaryota, Metazoa, Arthropoda, Insecta, Lepidoptera, Pieridae. The transcript has 9 exons. The record is from RefSeq and is a predicted model, not a curated record. Gene Ontology annotation, biological process: cilium organization. Gene Ontology annotation, cellular component: motile cilium; cytoplasm. Gene Ontology annotation, molecular function: protein binding. The coding region runs from base 1 to 1176 and encodes 391 amino acids.